Molecule: messenger RNA, 8826 nt
Organism: Cuscuta europaea
Lineage: Eukaryota; Viridiplantae; Streptophyta; Magnoliopsida; Solanales; Convolvulaceae
Source: the annotation of a GenBank genome assembly
ACAGUCCGUCCGGAAGAUUCGGAAAAAAAGAGAGGAACUUGGAAGAGGAUGGAUGCGCAGAAGAAGGUGUUGGUCGUUGGAGGCACGGGCUACCUGGGGCAGCAUUUGCUCCAAGGCUUCACUCAAAUUGUGCAUUCUCUUCCCUGUCCUCUCUCCCUAGCCUUCACCUACCACUCCGAUCCACCUCCCAGCCCACUUCUCGAUGCCUUUCCAGAAGCGCUCCAUUUUCCUGUCUAUUUGCGCCACGGAGUUGGCUUUGAUUCCAUCUCAGGAACCCUAGGCCAGCCGGAUGUUGUGAUUAAUUGUGCUGCACUUUCUGUCCCUCGGGCCUGUGAAGCUGAUCCUGAAGCUGCCAUGGCUAUCAAUGUGCCCUAUCACCUUGUUAAAUGGCUGUCAAGUUUUGAUAAAAACAGUACCUUUAUGAUUCAUUUAUCUACAGAUCAGGUUUAUGAAGGAACUAAAUCUUUUUACAAGGAAGAAGAUGAGAUAAUACCUGUGAACGUUUAUGGGAAAACAAAAGUGGCAGCAGAGCAAUUUGUGUCUUCAAAUUGCCCGAACUUUGCAAUUUUAAGGAGCAGCAUCAUUUUCGGACCUCAGCCUAUCUCUCCUCUUGCAAAGUCACUUCCAAUUCAAUGGAUGGAUAGUGUCCUUGCCAAGGGAGAUCAGACAGAAUUUUUCCAUGAUGAGUUCCGCUGUCCUGUGUAUGUGAGGGAUCUAGUAACAGCCAUACAAAUAUUGACUAACAGAUGGAUCUCAGGUCUGAUUGGAUGAUAUGUCAUGAAUGACACGCUGUUUAGGAUUCUACCUCCCGAAGCAUUCUCUUAUCAGUGUGGUUUAGACACGAGAAAAAGGUAGCAAGGGUGCGAUGGGAAAGGAAUAGAGUUGGGGGAAAAGGAAGAAAGGAAAAAGGAACUGGAAAAGGAAGGAAGGGAAAAGGAACGGGGGAAGGAAAGAAAGAAAAGAAGAACAGAUGAAUACAUAAAUAAGUCUUAUGAUACUCAGCAAAAGGAAAUCCUGGCAGAUAGAUGGCCAUGAAGGAGCGAUGUGCCCUGGAGAAUUACUAAAGCUUUUCUGUGAAUGGCAGUUAAAUUAAAAGGAAGGAGAAGCACCUCCUGGACUCCCUUUGAGAGGUGCUGGUCAGGAUUCUGACGCACAGCCAAAGGUUUCUAAUGGCGAUCUUCCUAAUCCGUGUGGUGCACUAUUUGAUUAACUCUGGGAGGUAACGAAGCAGAGAAUACGGAAAGCAUCCAUAUAUGGGGAACUGCCUGGGCUGGGACUUGUGGUCGGUAUUGUUGUUGAGGUAAAUUAGCAUCUCACUCAUGCAAUAGGCACUUAUAAGAAAGCAAGAAGAUAAAAGGGGCGAACAAGAAAAGGAUGAUCCAAAUACAAAUGCUGGGUGAGGUUCAAAUUUGACUGAGGGUAAUGUGGAAUGUGAUGCAAGCAUAAUGGAUGGUGAUUCUGGAGCAUUUGGUGCUGUAGGGGCAGUGCCAGUUAAUUAUUGGCAGGUGUUAGAAAUGCCAUCCAGAUUGCUGCAUUAUUUAUUAGCCAAGGACCAGCUUUCCGGUUCAACACUGCUGGGUCGGAUAUCCCCCAUGUUUUUGGUUGGUGAAGGUGCACGAGCAUGGGCAAAAUCUAAAGGUGUUGUUCUACCAGGAACAAUAAAAGAAGCUGACAAGGUCUGAUUGGAUGAUAUGCCAUGAAUGACAGGCUGUUUAGGGUUCUACCUCCCGAAGCAUUCUCUUAUCAGUGUGGUUUAGACACGAGAAAAAGGUCCAGGGGAAAGUGAGGCCACCAGUGGAUGGUGGAGGGCAUUCCCUGGGUGGGGGGUAGGAGGACGUGCCCAUCUUCUAAUGUAGCCGCAGGCCCGCAGCACUCGGAUCUUGCCUAGGAACGGAAGGACCAAUGAUGACACUCACUCCGCCAUCUAAGGGUCUUAUGAUACUCAGCAAAAGGAAAUCCUGGCAGAUAGAUGGCCAUGAAGGAGCGAUGUGCCCUGGAGAAUUACUAAAGCUUUUCUGUGAAUGGCGGUUAAAUUAAAAGGAAGGAGAAGCACCUCCCGGACUCCCUUUGAGAGGUGCUGGUCAGGAUUCUGACGCACAGCCAAAGGUUUCUAAUGGCGAUCUUCCUAAUCCGUGUGGUGCACUAUUUGAUUAACUCUGGGAGGUAACGAAGCAGAGAAUACGGAAAGCAUCCAUAUGUGGGGAACUGCCUGGGCUGGGACUUGUGGUCUGUAUUGUUGUUGAGGUAAAUUAGCAUCUCACUCAUGCAAUAGGCACUUAUAAGAAAGCAAGAAGAAAAAAGGGGUGAACAAGAAAAGACAGUUGAAGGUAAGACAAGUGGCAACAACUUAUAUUCCAUGGUCACCGAAUUGUAGAUGGACUAGAUGCCAUAACCUGUAUAAGUAGAAAAUGGGAGCAGAGGGGUUGAACAAGGAAGAGAGGAAGAAGACGGAACCAGAAGAAGAUGAAGGGGUUGCUCUCUCUAUGUAUUGCAUUUGAUCAUACCUUGGUUCUCUGGAUUACUCCAUUUCAUAGUUCACAUGUGUUACGAUGGUUUGAUAAUAAAUGAGAAAAAGAUGGAAGAGGAAGAUGGAAGACAAAGAGGGAGAAGAGGGAAGGGGAUUACUCCAUUAAAAACCAUUGCUUGUAUGCAAUUUGAGUUUGUGUGGGCCAGAUCCUGGGGUGAAGGGAGCAGGGGGGCAGUCCACGGGGAAAUGGGGGCAGUUCCUGGGGAAAGUGGAGGGGAGAGCAGGCCCUGGGGAAAGUGCGGCAAACCAGUGGAUAGUGGAGGGCAUCCCAUGGGCGGGGCGGGGGGCAUGCCUAGUUUCUGAUGCAGCUGCAACACUCGGAACAUGGCUAAGAAUGGAAGGACUAAAAAUAAAAGAAAAGAACUUGUUAGGAGAAGAUAUAAAGCAGAAGAAGAAAAUAAGAGAUAAAGGUAUCAAUUUUUUUAAUGAAAAGAUAGAAUUAGAGCAAGAACAAACAGACAACACCGAAAAAUAUAGAAAAUUAGAAAGAAUGAAAAAUUGAAUUAAACAAGAGGAUGAAGACAGAAAGAAGAAACGUGCGCCAUUCAAAAAUAAGUUGAGAAGCAUUUCCCAGCACAGGCGUGACAAGCGUGCGUCUCAGCUCUUCUUGCGCUUGAGGAAUUAUAAGGUGCUACGCAUGUUUAGCGCCAUUCAAAUAAUAGGUCAAAACAACUUAAACCCAUGUUAAACCCUUCUAAGUCACGGUAAAAGCCUUCUAUCGCGCGUCUUCAUCAUUACUCUCCUAUGCUCUACUCGUGCAACCUGUUCAGCGCUGCAACCACAUCCAACGAAUCAACGAUCAACCCAUUGAAGCUAGCAACUCUUAAGGUCUGAUUGGAUGAUAUGUCAUGAAUGACAGGCUGUUUAGGGUUCUACCUCCGAAGCAUUCCCUUAUCAGUGUGGUUUAGACACGAGAAAAAGGUAUUGAUUCAUCUUUUGGAUCAAGUAAGAGAUGUGCUUGCAAGAACUGGUCCAAUUUUGUUAGGCCCAGGGGAAAGUGGGGCCACCAGUGGAUGGUGUAGGGCAUUCCCUGGGUGGGGGGUAGGAGGACAUGCCCAUCUUCGAAUGUAGCCGCAGGCCCGCAGCACUCAAUCUUGCCUAGGAACGGAAGGACCAAUGAUGACAAUCACUCCGCCAUCUAAGGGUCGAUUCCCUUUAAGACAUGUCCAUCUGUAAUGUUUGGUUAUGAUAUGCUUAGAAGGAAGUUGAAAGGGGAGGGAUUAGGAGAAAGGGGGGAGCAAGGAAAAAGGAGCAGAAAGGGGAAGAAGAAGUGGGGAGAGGUGAAGAAAGGAAAUAUGAGUAGAUAAGGGAAGAAGAAGGGGGCAGGGAAGAUAGAUCAAAUUAAAGUUAUAGUGAAGGAAGCAGAUAUGAGGAUUAUACAUAUAUACUUUUAAAAUCUAGUAGAUAUCAAUAAAUUUUGUUGAUCUUUGUGCACCGGCCCAGUUGAUCUCCGAUCGCUGAAUAAAAGGAAAUAGCAGCUUCUUCAUUGGGUAGUUAUCUAUAAUAUAGAGCCUGUUUGCUUAGGGUUAUCCUCUGAAUUUUCUGUAAGAAAAAAGUGUCUGGCAAAACAACACCUUCGAGAAACAAACAGAGCCUAAUUUUUAUCCAUGUUUCACCACACAGAAUUCAUUAUCUGCUUGAAUUCAAUUUUUCAUCCAAAUCUAGAAUUACAUGUGAUGGAUAGUCUACCCGGGGUAUAUAUCCGAAGGGUUACUACGGGGAGUAACUUAGAGAGAAGUCAGAGCAAGUAAGUAAGAGAGAGAGUGUAUAUUCGGUAUGUAUUAAGCGUUUUCAGCGUGGUUACAAAUGGGGAAAUGUGGUGCUAUUUAUAGUAGCAAUAAAUGCCGGGCAGGGACACGUGUCAAGCGCUCAUUGGCCGAGGGGUCACCUCAACUGGUUGGCGCUGGCAGCCGCAUGUGGCCGCAUUUAAUGCGGCUGUUGGAUGGGACGUCUGUGCAGAGUACGGUGAUCUGUACGCAUGUGAGGCGGAUAUCUUGUCGAGCGAGAUGCCUUCGGCUAUAGAGCAGUAGCCGAGGGCUCUUCCUCCCGAUGGCACCCCUGGUGCCGAGGGCUCACAGUGCCGAGGGCUACUGUUUUAGUCGUUUUCUCCCGAUUUCUUAGUUUGCUUGAGAAAACCCGUUCUGUGAGAAUUUGGAGCCUUCGGCCAGGGGGCCGAAGGCACCCCUGCGCGUUGUGCAGACUGCUUGGUACUCCGGGCGCUGUGAAUUGGGCCUUCUGGGCCUGUUGGGCCUUUGCUGGAGUAGUGGGAGUCUGUGGGUCGGGGGUUCCCCGGGCCAUAUACUCCAUCAGGAGUCCCUCACUCCUUUUGCCGAAAGGUACUUGAGGGAAAAGGAGUAAUUUGUGCUCGCCCCUUGAUGUUAUCCCGUUGUGAUCUCUGAAGUUGGUGAGGAGUUGUUGCUUUUAUGUCCCUGGCGAAGGCAGUCCCUCAGUUACCCACAUGUCGGGACUUGAGGGCUUGCUUUGUUGUUUGUUGGAAUUUCACAGAUUUUGUAAUUUAAUGAUUUUCCUGAAGGGGUCCUCCAGUCCCCCACUCCUUGAGGCACUUGUAAAGUGGUGAAAAGGAGUGAAGUAGUUAUGUUGCUGUUGUGGGCCGAAGGCUGACGCUCUUCGUUUCAUUUUGGGGGAUGCCUCGUUAAAAACCUCAUUAGGAAAAACCCUUUGGGAAAAAAUCUUAAUGAGGGAAAAAGAGUGCACCGAAUUCCCCCAAUGAUGAAGCGAAAAUGUCAAACCUUGGCAAAAAUGGAGAAUGGCGGGAAUGCCGAAGGCUCUCUCUUCUGAGGGCUCCUGUGUUGAUUAGCCGAAGGCUUGCUGUUGAUGUCCUGGUGGUGCUGAAGGGGAGCCCCUCAAUCCAGGGACCGAGGGCCUGCCAGAUGAGGGCAGCAGUGAAGUUGUUACCGGGGGGCCCACUGUUUGUUGAUGAGUUGGUGAUGAAGAUACCCGAGGGCUCCCAUUACCUGUGUGCCAUGGGCCAUCCGUCAAUGAGGCACUCCCCGGGGGCUACCCGGUUUUGUAGUGCUGAGGGGGAAGCCCCGAGGUGUGCCCUGAUAUGCAGCCCUAGGAUCUGAAGGGGUGAUCCAGAAGGCUUAUGUAAUGUGCUGUGUGGGGCACAACCCGGGGGCACUUCUGGGUGAGUGCACCCGGAGGCUAUCUUUGAUGGAGUGGAGUGAAGUACAAAACCCGGGGGCUUCCAAAAUAUAGUCGUUGGAAAUAUGGCCGUUGGAAUAUGUAACGACAGGAUAUAGCCGUUGGGGGGGGGGGGGGGUGGCACACGUGGCGUGUGAAGGCUGGUUGUCCGUGGGCGGCGUCACCGGUUGGGUGAAACGGCGGUGUGUAAUGAUGGCGUCCAUCCGGAGGCCCGGAAUCCAGGCCCAAGCCCGGAUUCAUCGCCUAUAAAUACCUCAAGGCCAGGCGUUCCUCCGUGUGCGAUAAACUUGUUAGCGAAGCUCUGUCAAUUUUUCUAGAGAGAGAAAGUUCAGCCUUCGGUCAAAACUCAGCUUCCGAGGUCAGUGCUCCCUGCCUUUCUCCUUCUAACAUAGCUGUACUGUGCCCUUAGUUUAGGAGAUAGAAUUCACUAGGAACCUUAGUUCCCCCGAACCCUCGAGCUAGAGUGUAGAAUGUCGUCCCAGAGUGACUCUCAGGACAUCUCGAGGACGCCCUCGAUGGAGGACGAAGGCAUCUCCGACGUGGAGUCCAGCAGCAGUCAGCCCUCGGAUGGUGGUGAUGUAGCCCUCGCCACUGAGGUGCAGAAGGAUCUGACGGCCGAGGCCGAGGCGGAGGAAUUCGAGCGGACCGCGGAAGAUGAGGAGUUAGUCCUCGCCGUCCAGGUUGCUGAGGAGGAAGAAGAAAAGGAGAGGGCGAAGGUCACUGUGGCCGUCCUUCCCCCUCGGGGUGCUGGUGAGGCCGGUACCUCCCGGCCGUUGAACGCAGUUCCCCUCCGGGUGGCCCCCGGGAUGAAGAAGAGAAAGACGAAGGCCGCCCCUCAGAAGAAAACAAAGACCGUCGAUCAGGGGGGGCCAGUUGAUCUACCGGAGGGUUAUUCCUUCCUGGACACCGCCGCUCUGGAGAUCAAGUCCCAAGCUGACAGGGCGGACAUCUAUAUCACCCAAUUGCAUGUAGGGCCCUCAGCCGUGGUAGUCGAGCCAGGUCCCGAUGACGUGCUGUCGCGGCCCCCCGAGGGAUGUAUAGCCGUGCACGUGCUUUCGGUCUCAAUGGGCCUCCGGUUCCCUCUCCAUCCGUUCCUCCGGGAGUACCUGAGGUACACCGGCCUGGCCCCCUGCCAAUUGACUCCCAACAGCCACUCGUACAUAACGGGGUUUGUGAACCUGUGCAAACUCCGGAAGGUUACACCGAGCCUGGAGUUAUUCUUCCAAAGCUUCAACCUAUGCCGGGGGGGACAUACAAAUGCUGAGGGCUAUGCGAACUUACAACAGAUAGCCCAGUUCAAGCUGUUCACUGAGGCCCCCUCUUCCAACAAGGGGUGGAGAGAGCGAUGGUGCUUCAUCAGACUGGCCGACAGCCCGUUCCCGAGGGAGUUGCGGAAUUGCUUUCGGCGCCAUGUGAAGGCCAAGAGUGCCGCCCUCGAGAAGGAUGGCCUGAAGAUUGCAAAGAUUCCCGAGGGUCGGGAAAAGAACGUAACCAUCAAGGAGUGCACCCUCGAGGAGGACCUGUAUACCCUCGGAUUCCUGAUGUAUCGGUUCAUUGGGGAGACCGAUGAGAAAUAUCCCCUCUACGAUAAAGCCUUCGUGGGAGCAGGAGGUAGUGGCCGGGGGCUUUACAUUUUCGUACUUAGAGAUUUUUUUGUUAUGUUUGUUGUCAUGUGUUUGACCCCUCGGUUCUAACCUUUCAACUUGUUGCUGUCGUUCUUUGCAGGUAGCAGGAUGAAUGCCAACGCCUUGUUCGCGAAGAGGAAGGGCAAGACCCAGCAAAAGGAGAAGGGGCCCUCGGGCCAGAAGCCAGUUGACGCGCUUUUCCCGAAGGCCAUAGAGCCUUCCGCCGGGAACGCCCAUGCUGUUGUGGGGACCGGGGGGUCGAAGGCCGAGGCGGCCGCUAAGAAGAAGAGGAGCGACAAGGGGGUGGAGCCCCCUACCAAGAAGCAGAAAGGCGCCGGGGGUGCUGUCGGGGGGGCGGCCCCCCUCAUAGUUAUUGAUGACAUGCCAGCUGCUGGUGAGCCUCUGGCCUCGGUCCCCCCGAAGGAUCCGGUAAAUCCCCCCCCGGGCGGAAUCACCCCGGGAGAUCCGUCAGCUCUCCUUUGCCCCCGACGCGUCGUUGAUGCACGGCACUGCCGAGCCGAAGGCCUUCCUGCGGGGCAUCACCUCGAAGAUGGACAGGGAAGUCUUCGAGACCUACGAUGACGAUGCCCUCGAGAACAGGAUCCUCCGGUCCUCGCUCACUGCCUGCAUAGCCCUCGGGGAACAGGCCCGGAGGCGUGAGGAAAGGCGUCUCCACGAGGCUGCCCAGGAUAAGAAGGUGGAGGGGCUGAUCCGUAAGAACUCUGAGGCAGUGAAGCAUGCUGCCCAGCUGGAGGAGGCCCUUCGGGAGGCGAAGGCGGCGGCGGAGAAGGCCAAGGCUGAUGGAAUAGCCAAAGGCAAGGCAGAGGCCGAGAGGGCCGCUGCCGAGGCGGCGAAGAAAGCCGCCGAUGAAGCCCAAACUGCUAAGGAGAGAGCUGCGGCCGAGGCCCGAGGGGAGGCAGUUGCGGAGUUCCUUGCUGAGGGCUGGAGGGCCGAGGGCCACAAGGAGUGGGUUGCCUCCGUGGUGGCAGCCUCGGUGGAUGCUUGGGUUGAAGUCCCCGGGGUAGACUGGCUGACCGAUAGGGGCGACGCCUACUAUCAGGGGGGUGAGUUCUUUACCCAGCACCUGAUAUACCGGAGGCUCGCCAGGCACUUCGGCGUAUCCCUCGAACAAUUUGACCCCUCGGUAUAUGGCCUCCCUCCGUUGCAACCAGAUGUUAGAGUUCCCCUCCCCCCGGGUGAAGAGCGGCCAACAAUCUAUGAUUCUGUGAUGAUGGGGGGUGACGGGGUUGGAGCCAUCGGGGGUGAUGCUGCCGGAGAAGAAGUCUCCUCCAAGGCUGUCGGGGAAGAUGCCCCCGGUGACAACGAGGCUGAAGCCGUCGAGAAGAUUAUCACUUAGUCAAAUCUUUUCUUUUUAAAAAAACCUUGUAAUGAAAUUUUUGUUGCCCCUCGGCCUUGGCCACACUCUGUAAUGAUCAUAUUGACUAUUUUUGUGUUGUAAUUGAAUGAUUGCCUUCGGGCUUGGUGUAUAUGAUAUGCUUCCUUCUGAUC